Messenger RNA from Athalia rosae (coleseed sawfly), 2527 nucleotides. RefSeq lists its product as uncharacterized. Lineage: Eukaryota; Metazoa; Arthropoda; Insecta; Hymenoptera; Athaliidae. Bases 11 to 2212 code for a protein of 733 amino acids. The record is from RefSeq and is a predicted model, not a curated record. The transcript is spliced from 3 exons.
CGUAUUCGGGAUGGAAAAGAAACGCUAUGGAGAGUUCAAAGGCAAUCUGACUAAAAAAUCACUACGUCCUCAUGCGGUCCACGGGAAUUGUGGAGAGGCUACGAUUUCGCGUCAAAAUACAGGCGAGAGUCACGUGGCCCGGAGAAAAGGCCUGAUUGCCCAACUCAUGCGAACUACCACUCGUGAUCCGACCAAGAAAAAUCCGGGCGAUCAGGGGGUGGAAUAUUCCGAAUACUAUAGCGACAACGAUAUUCUGUUACCAGAGAUCAGGGAGCCGCUUAAACUGAGUGAAAACGCUAGAGAUCUCAAAGAACGAAUGCGAUCCAUUCAAGACAGCGAGGGUGAUGAUUUUAUGGAUCAAAAUUACUACGAUUUAUCUGACGACUCUGAGGCAUUCCAGACGGCCGUUGAGAGGGCGAAAAGAAACGAUCAGAAGACUGUAGAAGUUAUGGAGGCACCGGCAAACUUUAUGGAAUAUGUGGACAGCUCCUACAGACCUGUACAAAUGCAUGGGAUCGGUGAAAAUGAUGGGAUACCAAAAUACAUCGCAAAUCGUAAUUACAUUCGUGAUCGACGAGUCAAUGUAGCGUAUAAUCCGGUCGGUGAUCCUUCCGUAGAGGUCGUUGCGCCGAGACCAGUGACCAAUAACGAAUUCUUUCCUACAAAUAUGCGGUAUGGAAAUUCACAAUUCGUCAAAAAUCCUGCACCGAUGCUCAAUAUGAAUCCGUCGAUGAACGUCCCGGUACCAAUUCAACAGUUUUAUCCCGUGAAAAGUAAACCCCCAUAUUAUUCAGUCGGUGACUUGCCACCGGCAAAUUCUCUUGGUUUUUCGAUUUCAACCUCACUAGGAAAACCGUUGAACGGUACAGGUCCGAUGGAUUACGUCAUUCCGGAUAACGAGAAACUAUCGAAAUUUGGCGAUGCGUCUUCUGCAGCUAUUCGCGAACCUUUCCAAGACAUUCGUGGAGCUUUCGGAUCCGCAACUCCUGCCAGCAGAGGAUCCUCCGCAGCUUUGGAAUUAUCAAAAAAUUAUUUCGCGACCUUUAAGGCGACACCUUCGCUCAUCGAUUCGGCAUCGAGGUUACUCAAUUCUGGGGUCCAAGAUAUCAAGCUGAAUCUCGGAGCGCCAGAAGUUGAGUAUUUGAAUCACCGGGCUCCCGAUCAUCCUACGUCCCACGAAAAGAAUCCUCGGGGAUCCGGAGCCGUUAAAAAAUCGAAACGAAAAGAAUCUGAUUCCACGAAAACGGUCGAGGAAACGUCACCAGCAACAACGGAGUCUAGUGACUCGAAAAAACAGGCAGACGAGACAUCGUCACCUACGACAGAAUCCAGUAGCGUAAAAAGCCAGACCGAACAUGCGCCGUCGAGUACGACAGAAUCUAGCAGCGUUAAAAAUCGAACAGUUUGUAAGACCACGAAGAGCGCGGAUCACAACUCGUUAGCGACAACAUCUUCCCAGGCUUUGGUCAACGUGAAUUCCAGUGUUUCAGGACCCGCGAAUUCGACGAUCUCAGGAAACUCGACGGUUUCCGCUAAUACAACUGUCUCCGAGAACACGACGAUCGCAGUAAACCAAACGAGGGUGGUCGCCAGCCAGAUUUUAAGCGAAAUUAUGGGUGAACUCGAAGAGAUGAGAUUGGAAAAUCCGAAAGACGAACAAAAAGAAGGUUUGCCCUGCAAACUGACAGGAUCAUGGGUGACGACAAAGGCCGGCGUUCGGAUCGAUAUGAAAGUAACAAAUCACAGCAUAAAUGUAUCUUUGGAUUAUCUUACCCCACCAAUAACCACCGAAGGACUCCUCAACGUGACUUGGAACGCAACUGGUUUCGCACCGUUCAAACGCGGAGGUCCUUUCACUUUGAUCGCAACGAAUAAUCACACCAAAACACUCGCCGUUUUCGUUGGAGCGUGCAAAGUUUGUCAAGGUAUCGAUACGAUAGAAGGUACCUGGACAGUUUCACGGGAGCCGAGGGACUGCAGGGACUUUCAAAUGUCGACAAAUAUAUUCAACGAAAUAUUCAGACGCACGCGUCUCUAUUCUGCAAUUAAGGACAAACAAUUGAAGCAAUUAGAUGAGAAAAAUUCGAGCACAGGGAUGACUCCGGUCACCAAUUCUUCGAGUUCGGAAAGCUCGAGUACAACACACGAAGGGUUAAUGACUCCGGAGAAAUCCCAUAACGAAACUUUAAGACUCAAUGGGACGUUUAAAUGACUGGAUUAAAUUUUAAUUGCGAUUCGUUCAGACAUUUGCGAAUCUGUGUAGCGAAAGACGCUCGGUCCUUCAAAUGAAAAUGAAAACUUGAGGGAAAUGGCGUGGUUUACGUUUCGAUGUGGCGAUCACGAUAACCAUGGGAUGUUGUACACAAUUUCGUUUCACGAGUAGAAUAGCGGAAGCGAGAUUAUUUACUGUUACGAGUAUUUAUAUUGGUAUAAAACUAUAAACCGUCAACUAAACUCGGAUGAAAAUAUUCCUGACACGAUUCUCAUAUAUCUAAUUUAGGAUGUCUGCAAGAUAUGUGAAAAUGUA